UAUCAGUUGAUCCAUUCUAGAACUAUGCAUCGAAUUUAGCCCACCAUGUCGUCCAGUGAUAGCGACUCUAACGACACUGAAUCACUUGCGUCUUCACUCCAGCCCACUGUGGUAGCUUAUCCGGAUGAAGAAGUACUGUGUCUAGAUCUCGAGGAAAAUGACUAUCUCUAUCGAAUCCGGAAGGGUAACCGCAUAGUUUAUGCGCGGAUCUUCGAUGGAGAUGUUAUUCCACCCGACUACAGAACGGAUAGCUACCGAAUCCUUCUGCACCUGCGGAAAGUCCCACGGUGGGAGGAAGAAUGGACAACAAUCACAGUGCGAAGGGGCGCUCACGGCCUUGAAAGCACUCUCGACGAAUUCAAGCCCCAUGGACUGAAUCUCGCAAAGCUCGACGUUUCUACAGCUAAGUUUUACAAUAUCUCAGACCUGUCAACGGUUUUUCGGAUCGGUGCUCGCGUGUUUCGAGUCAAGGGCGAUGGCGAAAUAUGGAUUCUAAAGAUCGCGCAAUUCAAACAUGAGAUUCGGUAUCUGCAGCAGGAGGUCGCUAUCUACUCCGAGCUCUCUGAAUCCGGCUUUCCACUUGCCCCGCGCUUUAUUGGGUAUGCUUAUGAGGAUACAAGGGAACGGACCAUCGGCUUUCUUAUGGAGGAUAUUCCAGGGUAUCCACCGGACAUACGAAAUCUUGAGGAGUGUACGAGGACAAUUCGCCUACUGCAUGCCUUCGGCUUUAUUCAUGGGGACACCAAUAGAUACAAUUUUCUCAUCACCGAUAAGGGUGCCCAUGUAAUCGACUUUGAAUCCACAGUUGCGCUAGCCGAUGUCGACUCGGAAGCAGCUUCCAGGGAGGUAGAUGUUCUUGAGGUCAAUCUGAGGGAUGAGUCUGGGAGAGGCAGAAAGCACGGAUGACGACGUGAUGUCUUUACGCGCUGAUGGGUCAGACUUGUCUCAUGGAUUAAUGAGGAUCUGUACACUCACACAGCAUCGUCAUAGCUUCUCAGUCGCUAUCCAGACACCAGCGGCAUUUGUGUGACGACCAUUUUGUAUCAACAUAGUCCAACUUCCCGCUGUGGCAUCUCAAGUCUGGUUUUCCCUUAUGUUUCUUGCACUUGAUAAAACGUCCAUCCUUCGAAUGUCCGCACUCAUAACGGACUUGCUCCUGAGUGCAGACGGCGUACGAGCGAGUCUCAUUGCCAGUUGCAGUACCAGUUGCAGUACCAG
Aspergillus fijiensis CBS 313.89 is the source of this 1218-nucleotide messenger RNA. RefSeq lists its product as uncharacterized. NCBI's taxonomy places the organism in Eukaryota, Fungi, Ascomycota, Eurotiomycetes, Eurotiales, Aspergillaceae. The transcript has 2 exons. Bases 46 to 906 code for a protein of 286 amino acids. The record is from RefSeq and is a predicted model, not a curated record.